Molecule: messenger RNA, 952 nt
Organism: Arvicanthis niloticus (Nile rat)
Lineage: Eukaryota; Metazoa; Chordata; Mammalia; Rodentia; Muridae
Source: RefSeq, a predicted model, not a curated record
GUGUUCUCAUGACCUGCAGGGACUCUGUCCAUGGCUCAGAUCCUGCUUCUUCUGCUAUCAGCAGCAUGUCUGCAAACUGGAAACUCAGCAGCACACAGCAGAGAAACUGUCUUUGGGAUGAACCAACCAGCUCUCCUCUCUGGAGUCGAGGGCGGCUCCAUCGAGAUUCCCUUCUCCUUCUACUUCCCCUGGGAGUUGGCCAAGGAUCCACAGAUGAGCAUAGCCUGGAGAUGGAAGGACUUUUUUGGAGAAUCCAUCUACAACUCCACCCUGCAUUUCAUACAUGAGCACUUCAAGGACCGACUCAUCCUGAACUGGACACAGGGUCAGACAUCCGGAGUCCUCAGAAUCCUGAACUUGAAGGAGACUGACCAGACCACAUACUUCUGCCGAGUUUUUCUGCAAACAACAGAAGGCAUGAAGUUUUGGCAGUCUCUUCCUGGGACACAACUCACCGUGACCCGGGUACUCAGCACCACCAUGAGGAGCCCCUCCAUCAUCACCUCUGCAGUCACCACAGCUGGCCUGGAGGACACAGGGGGCCAGAGGGAUCCUUCACUGCUGAUCCUGGGAGUCAUGCUCUCAGUCAAAGCUGUAGUCAUAAUCCCCAUCUACGGCUGGAUGAUCUUUCUGUGGUGGAAGCAAAGACCUGUCCCUGCCUGGCUGCAGCAGAGCUGUUUGCUGCCCUGGGCCCCUCAUGUUGUCUGAACACAGAGAACAUCUGAGAGGCAGGAUUAAGAGCCAGCAUGGCUGACACACUGACACUGUUUCUUCUCCUACAGGCCAGCAGAGUAAAGCCUAAAGCCCAGCGAGGUGAGUGCCUGUCAUCCCAAGGGGCAGCUGAUGGGCUGCUGGGAAGUUCAUUAUGAGAGGCAUGCAAGGGAGCCAGAGAUGAUUCAGUCAGAAAGCAUGGGACAUGGGUAGGAGGGCCUGAGUUUUAUAGAUCUGGAGC